GGGGCCGGCAGGCGUCUGGGGCGCCAGGCCGCUGCCGCCCGCCCCUUCCCCUCCGCAGGCCCGCCCCGGGGCCGGGGCCAACUGAAACCGCUGGAGGAGGAAGAGCGGAAUCAGGAACUGGCCGGGGUCAGCACGGGCCUGAGUGGGUCCCAGGCGCCCCAGGAGCAGCUGCUGGUGCGGGACGGCACCAUGGGCUUCUCUUCCGAGCUGUGCAGCCCCCAGGGCCAUGGGGCGGUGCAACAGAUGCAGGAGGCCGAGCUUCGCCUGCUGGAGGGCAUGAGGAAGUGGAUGGCCCAGCGAGUCAAGAGUGACAGGGAGUAUGCAGGACUGCUGCACCACAUGUCCCUGCAGGACAGCGGGGCCCAGGCUCGGGGCAUCCCCGACAGCCCCAUCAGCCAGUCCUGGGCCGAGAUCACCGGCCAGACGGAGGGCCUGAGCCGGCUGCUGCGGCAGCACGCGGAAGACCUGAACGCGGGGCCCCUGAGCAAGCUGAGCCUGCUGAUCCGGGAGCGGCAGCAGCUGCGCAAGACCUACAGCGAGCAGUGGCAGCAGCUGCAGCAGGAGCUCACCAAGGCCCACAGCCAGGACAUCGAGAAGCUGAAGAGCCAGUACCGAGCCCUGGCGCGGGACAGCGCCCAGGCCAGGCGCAAGUACCAGGAGGCCAGCAAAGACAAGGACCGCGACAAGGCCAAGGACAAGUACGUGCGCAGCCUGUGGAAGCUGUUUGCCCACCACAACCGCUACGUGCUGGGCGUGCGGGCCGCGCAGCUGCACCACCGGCACCACCACCAGCUGCUGCUGCCCGGCCUGCUGCAGUCGCUGCAGGACCUGCACGAGGAGAUGGCGAGCAUCCUGAAGGAGAUCCUGCAGGAGUACCUGGAGCUCAGCAGUCUGGUGCAGGACGAGGUGGUGGCCAUUCACCGCGCCAUGGCUGCAGCCGCCGCCAGCGUCCAGCCCGAGGCCGAGUACCAAGGCUUCCUGCGACAGUACGGGUCCGCACCUGACGUCCCACCCUGCGUCACCUUCGACGAGUCUCUGCUUGAGGAAGGCGAGGCGCUGGAGCCCGGGGAGCUGCAGCUGAACGAGCUGACGGUGGAGAGCGUGCAGCACACGCUGAUCUCGGUGACCGACGAACUGGCUGUGGCCUCCCAGUCGGUGCUCAGCCGGCAGGAGCUGGUCACUCAGCUGCAGCGCGAGCUCCAGAACGAAGAGCAGAACACCCCCCCGCGGGGGCGGGUGCAGCUGCUGGGCAAGAGGCAGGCACUGCUGGAGGCGCUGCAGGGGCUGCAGGUGGCACUGUGCAGCCAGGCCAAGCUGCAGGCCCAGCACGAGCUGCUGCAGGCCAAGGUGGCGCAGCUGGGCCCCGGCGAGGCCCCGCCGGUGCUGCUGCUGCAGGACGACCGCCACUCCACGUCCUCCUCGGAGCAGGAGCGAGAAGGGGGAAGGACACCCACACUGGAGAUCCUUAAGAGCCACAUCUCUGGAAUCUUCCGCCCCAAGUUCUCGCUCCCCCCACCGCUGCAGCUCGUUCCUGAGGUGCAGAAGCCCCUGCACGAGCAGCUGUGGUACCACGGGGCCAUCCCGCGGGCGGAGGUGGCCGAGCUGCUGACUCACUCUGGGGACUUCCUGGUGCGGGAGAGCCAGGGCAAGCAGGAGUACGUGCUGUCGGUGCUGUGGGACGGCCUGCCCCGGCACUUCAUCAUCCAGUCCUCCGACAACCUGUUCCGGCUGGAAGGGGAUGGCUUCCCCAGCAUUCCGCUGCUCAUCGACCACCUGCUGUGCUCCCAGCAGCCCCUCACCAAGAAGAGUGGCGUCGUCCUGCACAGGGCCGUGCCCAAGGACAAGUGGGUGCUGAACCACGAGGACCUGGUGCUGGGCGAGCAGAUCGGGCGGGGGAACUUCGGCGAGGUGUUCAGCGGGCGCCUGCGGGCCGACAACAGUCUGGUGGCGGUGAAGUCCUGCCGGGAGACGCUCCCCCCGGAACUCAAGGCCAGGUUCCUGCAGGAAGCAAGGAUCCUGAAGCAGUACAGUCACCCCAACAUCGUGCGUCUCAUUGGCGUCUGCACCCAGAAGCAGCCCAUCUACAUCGUCAUGGAGCUGGUGCAGGGGGGCGACUUCCUGACCUUCCUGCGGACAGAGGGGGCCCGCCUCCGCGUGAAGACCCUGCUGCAGCUGGUGGGCGACGCGGCGGCCGGCAUGGAGUACCUGGAGAGCAAGUGCUGCAUCCACCGGGACCUGGCUGCUCGGAACUGCCUGGUGACCGAGAAGAACGUCCUGAAGAUCAGUGACUUCGGCAUGUCCCGGGAGGAAGCUGAUGGGGUCUACGCAGCCUCGGGGGGCCUCAGACAAGUGCCCGUGAAGUGGACCGCCCCCGAGGCCCUGAACUACGGCCGCUACUCCUCCGAGAGCGACGUGUGGAGCUUCGGCAUCUUGCUCUGGGAGACCUUCAGCCUGGGCGCCUCCCCCUACCCCAACCUCAGCAACCAGCAGACUCGGGAGUUCGUGGAAAACGGGGGCCGCCUGCCCUGCCCCGAGCUGUGCCCCGACGCCGUGUUCAGGCUCAUGGAGCAGUGCUGGGCCUACGAGCCCGGGCAGCGGCCCAACUUCAGCACCGUCUGCCAGGAGCUGCACAGCAUCCGAAAGCGGCACCGGUGAGGCCGGGACGCCUGUCUCCAGCCACCGGCCUCAGCGUACCUCCUGCGCGGCUCCAGUUCACACGCCGACGGCCCGGACCUGGCGGUCCUGGACCCCAGCUGCCAGCGGGGUGUGGCUCCCCGUCAGCUCUGCACCCCUGCCCCGCCAGGGCCUCCUCCACCGGGCAGAAAUAAUAAAACACUUGUGUGCGUUGAA
Molecule: messenger RNA, 2850 nt
Organism: Microcebus murinus (gray mouse lemur)
Lineage: Eukaryota; Metazoa; Chordata; Mammalia; Primates; Cheirogaleidae
Gene: FES
Product: FES proto-oncogene, tyrosine kinase
Biological process (GO): peptidyl-tyrosine phosphorylation
Molecular function (GO): non-membrane spanning protein tyrosine kinase activity; ATP binding
Source: RefSeq, a predicted model, not a curated record